GAUACAGCAGCGCGAGAGAGCCUCUAUCACCUGGUCGCUGCCAUGCGCGCGCUGGAAAGUUACACAACAGUUUAUAAGGAAUCGUCUCCGAAGUGAAGAAGAAAGUCUGUGGUGCAGCACGUGGGUGCCUAGCAAAUGCCUGAAGCCUAGUUACCAGUCGCAAUGGAGCCUGUAAGCAAAGAUGCGAAGACUAAUCCGGCCGCUUCGGCUAAUAUUUUCUCGCAGAUAUUCUUCUGCUGGUUGAACCCCCUGUUCCGCAUUGGAUACAAAAGAAGGCUUGAGGAAGAUGACAUGUUCAGAGUGCUUCCUGAGGAUGGGUCCAAAAGACUGGGGGAGGAACUUCAGAGCUAUUGGGACCGUGAGGUUCAGAUGGCAACCAAAGAGCUCAGAACUCCUAAACUCACCAAAGCCAUUAUCAAGUGCUACUGGAAGUCAUAUGCCAUUCUUGGCAUAUUCACCCUUAUUGAGGAAGUUAUUAAAUUGGUGCAGCCAGUGUUUCUGGGCAAGCUGAUUCAGUACUUUGAGAACUAUAACCCUCAGGACAUGGGUGCACUGUAUGAGGCAUAUGGCUAUGUUACCGGGGUCUCUCUCUCCACACUGGGCCUUGCGCUUCUACACCAUCUCUACUUCUACCACGUCCAAAGAGCUGGCAUGAAGAUACGUAUCGCCAUGUGCCACAUGAUCUACAAGAAGGCUUUGUGCCUUAGCAGUGUCGCUAUGGGUAAGACCACCACGGGACAGAUUGUCAACCUCUUAUCUAAUGAUGUCAACAAGUUUGACGAGGUGACAAUUUUCUUGCACUUUCUUUGGGUGGGACCAUUGCAAGCUGCAGCUGUUAUCGGCCUUCUGUGGCAAGAGAUCGGACCAUCUUGUCUGGCGGGUAUGGCGGUGCUUGUCUUUCUGAUGCCGCUGCAAACAGUGUUUGGACGUCUUUUCUCCAAAUUCAGGAGUAAAACAGCAGCUUUUACUGACAGCAGAAUACGCACAAUGAAUGAAGUGGUGUCUGGGAUUCGCAUCAUUAAGAUGUAUGCCUGGGAAAAGCCUUUUGCAGCCUUGGUCAACGAUGUCAGAAAGAAAGAGAUUUCCAAGAUCAUGAGCAGCUCCUACCUGCGUGGCUUGAAUAUGGCCUCUUUCUUUUCGGCAAGCAAGAUUAUCGUGUUUGUGACGUUCACCGUGUACGUGUUGGUGGGAAACACAAUCUCAGCCAGCCGUGUGUUUGUAGCGGUGUCGCUGUACAGUGCCGUCCGCCUCACUGUCACGCUGUUCUUUCCUGCGGCUAUCGAGAAAGUGUCUGAGGCCGCCGUCAGCAUCCGCAGGAUCAAGAAGUUCCUUUUGCUGGAUGAGUUGGUUAAGCACAGUGUACCAUUGCCUCAAGAGGAGAAAAAGGAAGCGUCACUGGAGAUCCAUGACCUCAUCUGCUACUGGGACAAGAGUCUGGACGCUCCAACGCUGCAAAACUUGUCCUUCACUGUAAAGCCAGGACAGUUGCUUGCUGUGAUUGGCCCGGUUGGGGCAGGAAAGUCCUCUCUGCUCUCCACCAUUCUGGGGGAGCUGCCCCAGGAUAAAGGAGUCAUAAAAGUUAAAGGGGAGUUGACCUAUGCUUCCCAGCAGCCCUGGGUGUUUCCAGGGACAAUCCGCAGCAACAUCCUGUUUGGGAAGGAGCUGGAGCCACACAAAUAUGAGAGAGUUCUGAGGGCCUGUGCUCUUAAAAGGGACAUGGAGCUGCUACCUGAGGGGGACCUGACUGUGAUUGGAGACCGAGGUGCAACUCUGAGUGGAGGACAGAAAGCUCGGGUUAACCUGGCCAGGGCUGUGUAUCAAGAUGCUGAUAUUUACCUGUUGGACGACCCCCUGAGUGCAGUGGAUGCAGAGGUGGGCAGACAUCUGUUUGAUCAGUGUAUCUGUGGUGUUUUAAAGAAGAAACCGAGGAUCUUAGUCACUCACCAGCUGCAGUACCUGAAAACAGCUGAUCAUAUCCUCGUUUUGAAAGAAGGUCACAUGGUGGCACAGGGCACGUACUCAGAGCUGCUACGUUCAGGUGUGGACUUCACCUCUCUGCUGAAGAAGGAUGAGGAAGAGGAGCAGGCAGGAGGGACUGUGGAGUCUUUCCGCACUCGGACCCUCUCGCAGAACUCCGUUCGCUCGCGCACCUCAUCAGUGAUGUCCGAUAAAGAUGAUUCAGAGCAACUACCGGCAGAACCUGUUCAAACCAUGGCAGAGGAGAGCCGUUCUGAGGGGACCAUUGGUGUUCGCAUAUAUCUGAAAUACUUCACUGCUGGAGUCAACAUGCUUAUGCUGCUCAGCCUCAUACUGCUCAAUCUGCUCGCACAGACAGCCUAUAUUCUUCAAGACUGGUGGCUUGCUUACUGGGCUUCGGAGCAAGAGAAACUGGAUGUGCUCAACCGCAACCUUACCUUCACCCACAGCAUUAACGGCAGUCUUAACCAGAACGUUACUCAACAACUCUCUCUUGACUUCUACCUGGGCAUUUAUUCAGGUUUGACCGUGGGCACCGUCAUCUUUGGCUUCAUGCGCAGUCUGAUGAUGUUUAAUGCUCUGGUGCGCUCUGCUCAGACACUCCACAACCGCAUGUUCAAUUGCAUCCUGAGGACCCCUGUCCGCUUCUUUGACAUUAACCCUAUCGGAAGAAUCCUGAACCGUUUCUCAAAGGACAUUGGACACUUAGACUCAUUACUUCCCUGGACAUUCGUGGACUUUAUCCAGGUGUUUUUGCAGAUUAUAGGUGUCAUCGCUGUGGCUGCUUCAGUCAUCCCGUGGAUUAUGAUCCCUGUGCUGCCCCUCCUGAUAGUCUUCCUGUUCCUGCGGCGCUACUUUCUGCAGACCUCUCGUGAUGUCAAACGUCUUGAAUCUACUACUCGAAGCCCUGUAUUUUCCCACCUGUCAUCCUCACUGCAAGGCCUUUGGACUAUUCGUGCCUUCAAGGCUGAGGAAAGGUUCCAGCAAACCUUUGAUGCUCAUCAAGAUCUGCACUCAGAGGCUUGGUUUCUGUUCCUGACUACAUCACGCUGGUUCGCUGUGCGUCUGGAUGGAAUGUGUUCCGUGUUUGUUACCAUCACUGCCUUUGGAUGCCUUCUGCUGAGACACAAUCUGGAGGCAGGUGCAGUAGGCUUGGCCUUGUCAUAUGCAGUCACCCUGACGGGUAUGUUUCAGUGGGGUGUGAGACAGAGCGCUGAAGUGGAGAACAUGAUGACAUCUGUAGAGAGAGUGGUGGAAUACACUGAGCUCGAGAACGAAGCACCAUGGGAAACACAGAAGCGACCUCCUCCUGAAUGGCCUAGUCAGGGCAUGAUCACCUUUGACCGGGUCAAUUUCUCCUACAGUUCUGAUGGGCCUGUGGUCCUCAAAAACAUGACAGCAAUGUUUAGACCCAAAGAGAAGGUUGGUAUCGUUGGUAGAACUGGUGCUGGAAAGAGCUCUCUGAUCUCUGCACUGUUCCGUCUGGCAGAGCCGGAGGGUAAGAUCUACGUGGACGGCGUGUUGACCCCUGAGAUUGGCCUACAUGACCUCCGCCAGAAGAUGUCCAUCAUCCCACAGGAUCCUGUGUUAUUCACUGGCACAAUGAGAAAGAACUUGGACCCCUUCAACGAACAUUCAGACGAGGCCCUGUGGAACGCUUUGGAGGAGGUUCAGCUGAAGUCUGUGGUGGAGGAGUUGCCCAGUAAGCUGGAGACAGUACUGGCUGAAUCUGGUUCUAACUUCAGUGUAGGCCAGCGGCAGCUUGUUUGUCUGGCCAGAGCCAUCCUGAGGAAGAACCGCAUCCUCAUCAUUGAUGAGGCCACAGCUAACGUAGACCCGAAAACAGAUGAGCUCAUUCAGAAGACCAUUCGAGAGAAGUUCCAGGAGUGCACUGUCCUCACCAUCGCACACAGACUGAACACAAUCAUAGACAGUGACCGCAUACUGGUUCUCGACGCGGGCCGGAUCCAUGACUAUGAUGAACCUCAUGUCCUCCUCCAGAACCAGGAUGGAAUCUUUUACAAGAUGGUGCAACAGACAGGAAAGGCGGAGGCAGCCUCCCUAAAACAGCUGGCAAAACAGGCGUAUAUGAACCGCAGUCGGCCCAACCUGGCCAAUGGUCUGACCUCCAGCAAAGAGGCUAACCUGGUUAUCUUCGAAACAGCCCUGUGAGGGCCUAGUGGCCGCUGCACAAGGCUGUCCCACCACACAUAUCUCUAUAGAGCCCUUGGAGGCAUAUCUUUGCCCUAUCCACAACACUCAAACCCCUCUUCGUGGACAGGAUUAAAAAAGAGGGACAACGCACACCCAGAGUACACAGGCUCAUGCUGGAUACAUACUACACUAAGCUUGAGAGAGGCAAAGACUCAGUAAUAAUCAACGAAGACCAAGGCUGUCCUGCAUUUCUCCAGGCAUUAGAUUGUACCUCCUAAACCAGCACUCUAAACUUGUAAUGAUUUCACCGCUCACUUUAGUGAUGCGCCUAAGACAUCUGGGAGGACUUUUGAUUGUAGAUCACUGUAGUAUGUGCCUUAUCAUCUACCAGGAUUACAGGAGAUGUGCUGAGAUUUUAUAUAGCCAAAGUUCCCAGGGAAUUAAGCUCUUUCACAGAAGCAGAUAACAGCCUCUUCGACUUAACUUUAACUGCUUCUUUCGGUUAUGCUGUUGCCUUCAGUCCCCUGGCUAUAUAGCUAAUGGUAUUGCUGGAUAUUUUUGUACUGCUUCUAGAAACAUUAUUUAUUACUAUUGUUAUUGCUUUUGAAAUGUGUAUUUCUUUAAAUUCCAUUGUCGAAAGGUGACUUUUUUAGCUAAAACUAGUCAACCAAAUAACUGCACUGUGAUAAAUCAACAUUUUUAGGUAUACAGUCCAUAAGAAAACCUUGAAAUAUUUUGAUGGGAUCAUAGUACUUUCUGAUUAUUGCUGUGGCCUUGUGACAGAAUGGAAGUAAAAUGUAAAACAUAAAAUAUUUUAGGAAGAGCUGUGGGAGAUUUUAGGGUGGCCGUUCCUUGAUGUAGAAAAUCUUCUCUUGCACAGUCCAUCACCAUCUUCACCAUCUUGUCCAUCUCUAUCUUAAUUGCAAGCAAAAAUCUCAGUCAUUGUAAUAAAAACAAUGGCACAUUAAACAUUCCAUAGUUAAUUCUGGCCAAACUCAUCAGACACACUUGUUACAAACACCAACAUAGGGCAUUCAUCGUCAUGUAACUGUGUCUGCGAUUCUCGUGUGCUGCACUGUUGCUCAGGAUGAAUAUCACAGAAUGAUUACUCUCUUUUGCAGUGCUUUUUAUUAGACACUGGACCCCACAUACUAAAUAAAUAUAUAAAUAUACAUAAAUAUUGUAUAUUUUUUGUGUCUAGUUGUAAAAUUACACAUCACAGUGAUAGUGAAUCUAUAACUAUUUUACCCCUAUUUGAUAAUGUAUUGUGUCUGUCCUGAAAAAAACAAAUAUCUAUGUUUGUCUGUGGUUAUAAUUUGUCAAGAUGAAACAUUGUCCUGUCCAAGAAUUUUAUUUAGCUUCCAAGACACAGAAUGUUUUUUUCCUUUCACAAGUGAGAAUAAUUUUAAUCACAUGUUAAUAUCCACUGUUAGAACAGCUUUUUUUGUUUGUUCGUGCCUUACAGACUGUCCCAUGAGGUCCUUAACAUGCCCAUGUUCUGUGUUCUCUAUUGAAAAGACUGUUCAGUAGCUGGUUAUUUUUGGGAAUUGUGAAUUUGAAAGGGACAGCAGGUAUGAAAAUGUACAAAGGUUUAUGUGCCUUCAUUGUGAGCUUGUUUGCUCAGCUGUUGCACUACCAGUCUUCUUCUUAAUCCUCUAUGGGUUUACUUGGAGCAUGACCAAAUUGUUUUGUUUGUCUCGAUUAUUUGUAUUAUAUUUUUGAAGAAAGGGCCAGUUAAAGAGAGAUGAUUAUUAUUCAGUACAGUUCAUUUCUAGCAUAUUGGAUGUCAUCAGUCAUCAGUUUUGAUGUUGAAGAUUAUUACUUACAAAAUUAUUUGAACCGUCCAAUUAUUUUGACUCUUCUUGGCAUAAAUGAGAAAGAAACUGAAUCCUCAAGCAGCUCACUUUAAACUACAAAAUCUCUGAUUAAUUGUUGCACUGGUUCAUCCUACAUGGAGUUUUUUCUGCUGAAAGUCUUGCUUGUAUUAUAGACUGUAUCAUGUAAUUGUCUGUCCUGUGUUCUUAUUUUAUGGAAAAUGCAUCGGUUAAUGUUUAAACAUACACAUUAUUAAAAGGGGCAAUGUGCAGUUUCUUGCCUGUGCAUGACAACAGUGUGUAAAUGAA
Messenger RNA from Colossoma macropomum (tambaqui), 6254 nucleotides. RefSeq names its product ATP-binding cassette, sub-family C (CFTR/MRP), member 4 (gene abcc4). Lineage: Eukaryota; Metazoa; Chordata; Actinopteri; Characiformes; Serrasalmidae. Gene Ontology annotation, biological process: monoatomic ion transport; transmembrane transport. The record is from RefSeq and is a predicted model, not a curated record. The coding region runs from base 163 to 4149 and encodes 1328 amino acids. Gene Ontology annotation, cellular component: plasma membrane. Gene Ontology annotation, molecular function: ABC-type transporter activity; ATP hydrolysis activity; chloride channel activity. The transcript has 30 exons.